This is a messenger RNA of Delphinapterus leucas (beluga whale), 4061 nucleotides long. Its product is annotated as ATPase family AAA domain-containing protein 3. The record is from RefSeq and is a predicted model, not a curated record. Gene Ontology annotation, molecular function: zinc ion binding; ATP hydrolysis activity; ATP binding. Gene Ontology annotation, cellular component: mitochondrion. NCBI's taxonomy places the organism in Eukaryota, Metazoa, Chordata, Mammalia, Artiodactyla, Monodontidae. Gene Ontology annotation, biological process: mitochondrion organization.
GGGAGGGCGGCCGGGCGGCGGGCUCGGGGGCACGGUGGCCCUUAGUGGUCUGAGGGAUUGAGCGGCGAGUGGCCGUCGGGGGGAAACCGGUCUCUAGCGGUAAGCCAGCCGGAGCCACCCUGCGUGCAGGGAGGUUCGGGAUCCCCUGAUCCUCUGGCAUCUUCCCAGUUGCCACGCGUCCUUCAAGUGGGGAAACCGGUGCCGAGGGGACUCAGAGGGUACAGGCAGCAGCUGGCAGGGCUGCACCCUGGUCUCCAGUUACCGCCUCUUGCCGUCUCCACGUGGAACGGCCAAGGGUGGCCAGGUAGGGGAUCCGUCCGUGGUGGUUGCUUGGCAGUUUUCCGCCUAAGAAGGGAAACGUGUUUGAGGGGCGUUGGUCUUAAGGGAAAUAAAGAUUUGCAUUUAUCAUUGGAAAAGGUUAACGUUCAGGUAGGCGAGGUCUAUAAAGCAACAGAUCAAGCAGCCCUGGGCCAGUUGAUGACCUUCCUGACCGAGGCCCUCAAGGCAUCAGCGGUGAGUGUACCUUCACUAAGCCCAUGGGUUUUUUCACAACCUUCUUUUUUCUUGUGGCUUUAACAGUUUGUGUCAAGAUCAAGAUUAAGGGUCUGGAAUAUAGCACAUGCUGAAUAGGUAAUAACUGGAAGAAUACAGUAGCUUUUAAACUUUUAAGCAGAGGUUCUCUAUUCUCAAAGAAGACUUUAUGGAGCAGUCUUGUUGUGAGCAGAGGUGAGCACAGUCUUUCUGUCUGAGGAGGGGGUGGCCUGGCACUUUGCGGCUCAGUCCCCGCCUUCCCGCUGGGGCCACGAGAACAUCCUGGGCAAAGGUCUCCAGCCUUUCUGGUUCUCAGAUCCUGGGAGGGACAGUCAAAACAGAACAGCCUGUUUCCUUAGGCCUAGCUGGAACACUCCCCUCUUCAGAGUGGGUAUUAAGUAUAUUAGAUGUAUUAGGUUUGCAGGAUAAUUUUAGUUAUCAUUUGAUAAUUGAAGAGAGGCUUGCAGAGGAGCUUGAGAGACAACGGUUGGGCUUCAAGAAACCUCAGAUGACGACAGACUUCUGACACGAGACCUAAUUUCUUAGGUUUGUUGCGGGGGUUGGCCCAUUCACUGUGCCCAGAACUUCAAAGUUUGCCUCCUUUUGAAAUGUGAAGGCCGACUCUUGGCCUCUGAAACCCACACAGUUGUACAGGCCGGUGUGAAUAGCCUUGGGUGUGUCUUCCUGUCUGCUCCUGCCUGUGAAUUGCUCCCAGGUCUCCUGCACUGGCUGCCCCAGAGCUCUUGCCCCAGGACAUUCUCCGUCUGGGUUCCCAGAGCCUUGGCCUCUGCUCCCCCAUUUCCCCACCAAGCAGCAUCUCCUGCAGAGUCCCCAGCUACCACCACCUAGAAGCAUGGUCCACCCCACUGGCCUCCACAUCCGGUGAUACUGUCUCAAGUGUGGACUCUACUUCAUUUUUGUUCCUGCCAUCCUUUCUGGCUUUUCUGCUGGCCGAUGGGGGAGGUUUCACCCUGGGCUGCCGCCCCUUCUGUCCCCAAACCCUCCUUCCCAGGGUGCGAGCCCCUUCUGUCCUUAGCCCCUCUGCAGGCCUGUUGUCUGGAGAUGCUCCCAGUUCACAGCCAGAGUGCCUGCCCUGGUUGGCCUGUACCUGCUCUUGUUCACCUUACUGCCCUCUCCACGCAAACCAGAGACGUCCCCAGCUGCUUCUUACAGCCUGACCACCGUCUGUGUCCUUCGGGGCCCAGUCUGACGCUACCCAGUUCCCCAGGUUUCCCAGGCCCUCCUUGGACGCCAGAGCAGCACAUUGGCCUUGAGCUGUGUGCUCCACGCACGUACAGGGUGCCUGCCUGAGGACACGCCAAGGAGGCGCUGAGUCUGGCACAGAUGCAGGAGCAGACGCUUCAGCUGGAACAUCAGGCCAAGCUCAAGGAGUAUGAGGCCGCCGUGGAGCAGCUGAAGGGCGAGCAGGUCCGGGUGCAGGCCGAGGAGCGGAGGAAGACUCUGAGUGAGGAGACACGGCAGCACCAGGCCAGGGCCCAGUACCAGGACAAGCUGUCCCGGCAGCGCUACGAGGACCAGCUGAAGCAGCAGCAACUUCUCAACGAGGAGAACUUACGGAAGCAGGAGGAGUCCGUGCAGAAGCAGGAGGCCCUGCGGCGAGCCACUGUGGAGCGGGAGAUGGAGCUUCGGCACAAGAACGAGAUGCUGCGGGUGGAGGCCGAGGCGCGUGCCCGGGCCAAGGCUGAGCGCGACAAUGCUGACAUCACCCGUGAGCAGAUCCGCCUGAAGGCUGCUGAGCAGCGCCAGACCAUCCUGGAGUCCAUCAGGGUGGCUGGCACCGUGUUUGGUGAAGGAUUCCAGGCCUUUGUGACAGACUGGGACAAAGUGACAGCCACGGUGGCUGGGCUGACGCUGCUGGCUGUUGGCAUCUAUUCCGCCAAGAACGCCACGUCGGCCAUAGGGCGCUACGUGGAGACCCGGCUGGGGAAGCCGUCCCUGGUGCGGGAGACCUCGCGAAUCACGGUGCUGGAGCUGCUGCGGCACCCUGUGCAGGUCAGCAGGCGGCUCCUCAGUAAGCCUCAGGACGCAUUGGAGGGCGUCGUCCUCAGCCCCAGCCUGGAGGCUCGCGUGCGGGACAUCGCCAUUGCCACGAGGAACACCAGGAAGAACAGGAGUGUGUACCGGAACAUCCUGAUGUAUGGGCCACCUGGGACGGGCAAGACACUGUUUGCCAAGAAACUCGCGCUGCACUCAGGCAUGGACUACGCCAUCAUGACGGGUGGGGAUGUGGCCCCCAUGGGGCGGGACGGCGUGACCGCCAUGCACAAGGUCUUUGACUGGGCCAACACCAGCCGGCGAGGCCUCCUGCUCUUCGUGGACGAAGCAGAUGCCUUUCUCAGGAAGCGAGCGACUGAGAAGAUCAGUGAGGACCUCAGGGCCACCCUGAACGCAUUCCUGCACCGGACAGGCCAGCACAGCAGCAAGUUCAUGCUGGUCCUGGCCACCAACCAGCCCGAGCAGCUUGACUGGGCCAUCAACGACCGCAUCGGCGAGAUGGUCGGCUUUGACCUGCCGCGGCGAGAGGCGCGGGAGCGCCUGGUGAGACUGUAUUUUGACAAGUAUGUUCUUAAACCAGCCACAGAAGGAAAGCAGCGCUUGAAGCUGGCCCAGUUUGACUACGGGAAGAAGUGCUCAGAGAUUGCACAGCUGACGGAGGGCAUGUCGGGCCGGGAGAUCUCCCAGCUUGCUGUGGCGUGGCAGGCCAUGGCGUAUGCCUCUGAGGAUGGGGUCCUCACCGAGGCCAUGAUGGACGCCCGGGUCCAGGAUGCCAUCCAGCAGCACAAGCAGAAGAUGCAGUGGCUGAAGGCAGAGGGGAGCCAGCCCCUGCUCCCAAGUUCACAGGCCGAGUGAGCCGGGCCUGGACACCUGCAGCACGCUGACCAGGUGCCCCAGCUCCCAGCGGACGUGGUGACACCACACAGCCGCCCCCCUCCCGGCGUGUGUAACCUUCCUCUGGUCAGGCCCAGGGCGGCAGGGCAGCAUUAAAGGCCUCGGCUCAGGACCAGCUGCGCGGUGCAGCCUCGAGGUGGGGUUGGUUCCCGACCCCGCAGCCGCCCCCAGGACACUCCUGGGAGACAUGUCCCUCCAAGCCCGGCCCAGACAGGGAGCAGGCACUGUCUGCCAUGCCCGGGGUCGUGGCCAAGCUGGCAGUUCAGCUUCCCUGGCAGGUGCUGGCUGCUGCAGCGGUGAUCAGCAGUAGGGGCCCGGCCAAGGGAGGGGACCUGACCUUGCCCAGCCCCUCCCAGGGCCAGACCCUAGCCCAUGAUGAGCGGAGCUGGCCUCUGUGCAGCCCAGCUGUCCUCGGAAGGGCAGUGCUCUUGAGGUCUGUGAACCCAUAAAGCCGGGUGCCAAGAACCAGCCCAGCGACCCGCGAUGGCCAAGGAUGUGUGGAGCGGGGGGACUGCCCAGCCCACGGAAGGCGAAGCUCUCCUGGAUUGGAAUUGGGGGUCUUUUUAUCCAGAAUCUAAUAAAAACUGACAGAUACGUCUCAGUGUCUGUCUCAUGGCUGA